Actinia tenebrosa (Australian red waratah sea anemone) is the source of this 641-nucleotide messenger RNA. Its product is annotated as large ribosomal subunit protein mL53-like. Lineage: Eukaryota; Metazoa; Cnidaria; Anthozoa; Actiniaria; Actiniidae. The record is from RefSeq and is a predicted model, not a curated record. Gene Ontology annotation, cellular component: mitochondrial large ribosomal subunit.
AAUUUCACGGUGCGCCAGGUAUCAUGGGAUAGAAGCAAGAUGGCGRCCAUCAGGGGAAUGAGUUUGAAGAAUGUUUUAAAAAUACGUGGAUCGUUUUGUCCGUUUGAUCCUAAAACUGCUACUAUUAGAGAAUUUCUUCGCAGAGUWAAUUCCAAGAACAUGAUAGAAACAAAUGCAAAGUGCCAAAUUACCAUAGAUGUCAAAAAUGACAAAUCCAAGCCCUUYGUAGAAGUUACUUUUGUGGAUAAAGAUGUUCAAGUAUAUAGCACAGAACACCUAAAACUGAUGGACCUAGUUUCACAGUUUAACCUUAAAUGUAGAGAAAAAACAAAGUAGCAUCUAAAAUAUUCAGUUAAUGACCACCUGGACGAUUUUAGUUUGAAAAUAUGAAUGUACAGCAUUUAUUAAGCAGCCAUAAAACCUGUAAACUUCUCAUUACCACAUUUGUAUAAUAUUUCUCUGUUUGGAUUUUUUCCUAUUUGAAACUAAAACAACUGUCAUAUGUACAUAAAGGACGUUUACCAAAGAGAAAGAGAAAACUUCAAAAAGACAUUCACAAUAUUGCAGUAGGUUAGAGGAAUUAUAGAUAUUUAUAUUAAUUGUAUUUACAAAAAACAGGAAUAAACAUUCUUUCAAGUUUG